AUGGAGCUUUUUCUCUUUGAACCCAACGAAUAUCAACGUCUCUACAACUGUAGUAGUAUAACAAUUGAGACAAUACCUUUAGAACAACGUCGUUCAACACCCUUAGCUCUAAUUAAUUUAACAUUGGCAACGAUAUAUUUUUUACUUUAUUUGCCAUGUUUGUACUCAAUUUGGAACCAUCACUGGAAAAAUGAUUGUUAUUCAAUACUUUUCUAUAUUGGGAUAAUUGAUGUUAAUGCAUUAGUAAUUAUUGGAUUUAUCCAAACUUGGCUAUCCUUACAAGGGGCUGUCUUUUGCUCGUACCCUACUCUGAUUUAUAUUGUUGGAUCUAUAUCGCUAUGUUUAGAAAUUUGUAGUAUUAAAAUUAUAAAUUUAUUUAAGCUUUAUGGAUUGCAGAGAGCACUGCGGAUAUUGUAUAUUUAUGAAUUUAAGAGAUCGAGAUUUUUAAUUCUGGCUAUUAAUCGCUGUCUUGAAGUGUUGGCACCUAAGAUAGCUGAGAUCCUUUUUAAAGGAAUUCGCACUUAUUUGUGGCUAGCAAUUUGUUCCCUAUAUGCUCUAUAUUGGCUAUUUUUUGCUAAAGCAAUUGUUUUUUCUGGAAUUUAUUUCGCAUGGUUCUUCAAUCCAUUUAUUGGAUAUAAGGAGGAUAGUAAAGGGGAGUUUAACUAUGACUUUCACAUUAUUCACGAUCUCUCCGUUGCCAUUCUUUCACCCGGAAUUUAUCUUUUGUUUGCUUUAUCGCUUCUAAUAAAGAAUCAAGCCUUGCGGCAUUCUAAUACAAAUAAUAACGGAUCUGUGACAAUCAGUCGCGCUGAGAAAUUGACAUUCCUUCAAGUUUCUGUCAUUUCCUUAAUUAACACUAUUUGUGGCUCUAUAUAUUCUGUAAUGCAACAUAUAACACCUGAACGAUGGAUGAUUAUUUUGGCACAAUUUUCUUGGCUUUCCUCCAAUCAUUUACUUGGCAUUGAACAAAACGAUAAGGAAUGA
Molecule: messenger RNA, 984 nt
Organism: Meloidogyne enterolobii
Lineage: Eukaryota; Metazoa; Nematoda; Chromadorea; Rhabditida; Meloidogynidae
Source: the annotation of a GenBank genome assembly